Molecule: messenger RNA, 1229 nt
Organism: Marasmius oreades (fairy-ring Marasmius)
Lineage: Eukaryota; Fungi; Basidiomycota; Agaricomycetes; Agaricales; Marasmiaceae
Gene: TAL1
Product: sedoheptulose-7-phosphate:D-glyceraldehyde-3- phosphate transaldolase
Exons: 7
Coding region: 30-755 (241 amino acids)
Biological process (GO): carbohydrate metabolic process; pentose-phosphate shunt; pentose-phosphate shunt, non-oxidative branch
Cellular component (GO): intracellular anatomical structure; cytoplasm
Molecular function (GO): transaldolase activity
Source: RefSeq, a predicted model, not a curated record
AGCGAAUCGUUCUUUGAACCAUCAUCAACAUGACCACCUCACUCGAUUAUCUCAAGCAAACUGGUACUGUCGUUGUAUCGGACUCCGGUGACUUUGAAACCAUCGACGUCUACAAGCCACAGGAUGCCACUACGAAUCCCUCUCUCAUUCUCGCAGCUGCGAAUAAGACUGGUUACGCCCGUCUCAUCGAUUCGGCUGUCAAUAUUGCCAAAGAAGGUGGAGGGUCUCUUGACAAACAGGUCAAUGCUGCCAUGGACCGAUUGUUGAUCGAAUUUGGCAAGGAGAUCCUUGCCAUCAUUCCCGGUCGUGUCUCCACAGAGGUCGAUGCACGAUUGUCAUUCGACAAGGAAGCCACUAAAGCUAAGGCCAAGGAACUCAUUGCUCUCUACAGUUCCGUCGGAAUCAAGAAGGAGCGCGUAUUGAUCAAGAUUGCCUCGACCUGGGAGGGUAUUCAGGCCGCCCGUGAACUCGAGCGGGAUGAAGGCAUUCACUGUAACCUCACUCUCUUGUUCGGUUUCGGACAGGCAGUUGCUUGCGCUGAAGCAGGAGUCACUCUGAUCUCACCGUUCGUCGGCCGAAUUCUUGAUUGGCACAAGAAGAACACAGGCAAAAACUACGAGGGUGAUGAGGACCCUGGUGUCCAGUCUGUGAAGAGAAUCUUCAACUAUUACAAGCAGCAUGGCUACAAGACCAUCGUCAUGGGUGCUUCUUUCCGUAACGUCAGUAAAGAAAUAUAUGACUGUGCUAUUUUCUAAAUCCCGAUUUCGAGCAGGUUGGAGAGAUCAAGGCUCUCGCUGGUGUUGACUUCCUCACCAUCUCCCCAUCACUCCUUGAAGAACUGAAGAAGUCGAACGAACAGCUGCCUAAGAAACUCGAUGCUGCCGCAGCCGCAAAAGCCGAUCCCAUCGAAAAGGUCAGCUUCAUUGACAACGAGCCUGAAUUCCGCUGGGCUCUGUUGCAAGACCAGAUGGCGUUCGACAAGCUCCAUGAGGGCAUUAAAAAAUUCGCAGAGGAUGGUGAAACUCUGAAAAACCUCCUUCGCAAGAAGCUUUCUGCGUGAUCAUACUCUGGUGGAGCAUGGGAUUAGAUUUUGCUUAUUGUACCAUUUAGCUAUAGACGUUGUACAGGAGUUGCUACAAAGAUGAAAAUUAUGUACACGAGUGUAAUUCGAUGAUUAUUGUCUCCUUAAUUCGUGUUAUUGUUUGAAUGGCUCUCAUGCCAUUCGUCAC